This is a messenger RNA of Recurvomyces mirabilis, 735 nucleotides long. RefSeq lists its product as uncharacterized. Lineage: Eukaryota; Fungi; Ascomycota; Dothideomycetes; Mycosphaerellales; Teratosphaeriaceae. The transcript is spliced from 2 exons. The coding region runs from base 1 to 735 and encodes 244 amino acids. Gene Ontology annotation, cellular component: membrane. The record is from RefSeq and is a predicted model, not a curated record. Gene Ontology annotation, molecular function: transmembrane transporter activity. Gene Ontology annotation, biological process: transmembrane transport.
AUGUUCUGGUCCAUCGCCCUGAACGCCAUCCUAGCCUACUCCAUCAUCAUCGUCACCCUCUUCACCAUGGGCGACCUCGACGCCGCUCUCAACUCGUCCUUCCCAAUCGUGGAAAUCUGCACGCAAGCUACGGGCUCCACGAAGGCUGCCACAGCCAUGGUCUGCGGACUCCUGAUUAUUUCCACGGCCGUGACAAUCAGUAGUGUUUCUUCCACAUCCAGAUUGACCUGGGCUUGGUCUCGAGAUGGUGCGUUGCCGGAGUGGUUUUCGUACGUGAACCCGAAGCAGAGAGUCCCGAUUAGAGCGGUGUUACUGCCUUGUAUCAUCGUCGGCUUACUAGCGAUCCUGAACAUCCCCAACUCGGCGGCUUUCCUGGCCUUUACAGCUUUGGCGACUUUCGCACUAUUCGCUACGUAUCUAACAGCCAUCAGCUGUAUGCUGUACUCGCGGCUGAAAGGGACAGUGCAAUAUGGUGGAUGGCGAUUGGGGAAGCUCGGAGUGCCGCUGAAUGCUUUCGCCAUCCUUUACACAGCGUACAUGAUGAUCUUCCUCGUUUUCCCCACGCAAUUACCUGUUACAGGCACGAACAUGAACUACGCCCUCCCGAUCUUCGGCUUCGUGCUGGUCGUAGCGCUUGUACGAUGGUUUGUCUGGGCCAACAAGCACUGGCCAGGCUUGAACAAGGAGAUUAUUGAGACGGUUUUGGCAGACUCCGAUCGCAAUACUAAGGACUGA